Molecule: messenger RNA, 3824 nt
Organism: Olea europaea var. sylvestris
Lineage: Eukaryota; Viridiplantae; Streptophyta; Magnoliopsida; Lamiales; Oleaceae
Exons: 2
Coding region: 2609-3271 (220 amino acids)
Source: RefSeq, a predicted model, not a curated record
AAUUGUAACUUACUACCUCUGUAAUAAUGUGAUUAAAUCCAUAUAUUUUGUAUGAAUAAUUCAUAUUACCAAAUUGUGUAAUAAUAUAUUAUUCUUUUCUAAUUUGCUGGUUAUUUAAUUAAUAGAUUAUGUUUGUUUUCUUAAAGUUAGGGACUCCGCAACAACAAAAUAAUACAAUGAAAUGCAAUAUUUGUACAAAUAAUCAUUUUAGGAUAUAAGAGGAAUAGCCAAUAAAGAGCUCGUCUGUCUCUACGAAUCAAACACUAUAUUGUCAUAUAAAAUCCAAUCAUGUUAUAAAUCAACAUUAUAUUGUAAUAUAAAUCAAAAGAGAUUGAUGAUAGAACUUAAUACCAAAUCAUGUAAGUAUGCCUGUCAAUCCAAUGGCCAUGACAUAGUGUGUUAAUUUUCGUUACCACAUAUGUAAUUUUUCAUGGUGACUUCAAUUGUUAUGCCAUCAUGAAAGUCAGUUUAGCACAAGUAAUUACGUAGGAUGAUACGACAUCAAGUUUAGCCAAACAAAAAAGAAAAGGUGCCCUUAUAUUUAGUUUCUGAAAGAAUUUAAAGUUAUCUGUACAUGAUGGCUCAAACUCAAGGCUUAAACUCAACUGCAAUUUCUUUGAAUCUCUAUACUUGGGGAGCACCAAGUAUACAUUAUCUGCUUUAACAGCUUCAAAUUGUUUCUUAAGAACUUCAUAAUCUUUCUCCAAUUGCUUUGUCUUCCACCUUGCCCUAAUGAAACAUUAUUUACAAAAUGACUUACCUAAUUGGAACUUGAUUUCUAAGAUGCCCUAAUAUAAUUUUUUUUAUUGUGUUAUAACAGAUUAUAAUUUAAUAGUGUUAAUGUAUUAUCAUGGAUAAAGAUUGCGUACACUUAUCGAGAUUAUCUCGUCCUUUUAAAUUCAGAAUAUUUUAAAAUAUGUCUUCAAAUGCUUUUUAAAUGAUUUAUUUAGCAUUCUUCAUAGAGUUUCAAAGGCGUAUCAAUGUGGUGCAAGAAAAUUUGCAAAUAUGGUGCCAGCCAAUGCGGGGAAUCCAGAAAAGGUCAUAUGCCCUUGCAAAUGUUGCAAAAACCUAUUCCACCAACAUUUUGAUGUAAUGUAUGGGCAUUUGAUCAUUAAUGGCAUGGAUCCUAUGUAUACUACAUGGGUGUUUCAUGGUUAAAAAUCAAAUACAUCAUCAUUGCCUCCUUAAGAUGUAAAAAAUUUAGAGACGUAUAGGAUGUAUAGAGAUGCAUUUUUUCAGGAUCAUAAUAGUGUAGAACCCAAGAAUGAAGAUAGAGAGAAAGAUUUUUCAAAUCUAUAUGAAGGCUUAGAAAUUCCUUUAUAUCCUGAUUGCACAAAGUAUAUAAGGAUAUCUGCAAUUGUUGUCUUAUACAAGCUUAAAGCUACAUAUGGUAUAUCCGACAAUGGUUUCAAUGAAUUUCUUGAUAUUAUCCAAGAUAUGCUAUCACAUGGGAACACCCUUCCUAAUUCUUGCAAUGCAAUAAAAAGAUUAUUGAAAACCUUUGAUUUGGGGUAUGAGAAGAUACAUGCAUGCAUAAAUAAUUGUUGUUUGUUUAGAAAUGAUCUAGAGAAUUUGGAUACAUGUCCGAAAUGUGCAUCUUCGUGGUGGAAAGUUCAUGAACGAACUAAGAAGAUUCAAAAAGGGAUACCUGCAAAGGUUCUGCGAUAUUUUUCGAUUAUACCAUGAUUUAGAAGAAUGGUUAGGUCACUUGAUAAGGCAGAAUAGUUAAUAUGGCACUCAAAUCACAAAAGUUUAGAUGGAAAAAUGCGCCAUCUAGUUGAUUCAUUAGCUUAGGAGAGAAUUGAUCAAAAAUGGCCUUGUUUUGCAUCAGAACCACGAAAUCUUAGACUUCGCCUUUCUUCUGAUGGAUUUAAUCCCUUUGGUGAUCUAAGUUCUAGGUAUAGUUGUUGGCCAGUGGUACUAGUCAUAUAUAAUCUCACUCCUUGGAUAUGCAUGUCUAAGGAAAAUUUGUUGUUAACUUUAUUAAUCCCAGGUCCCAAGCAACCUAGAAAUGAUAUAGAUGUGUAUCUAGAACCACUAAUAGAAGACUUAAAGGAGUUGUGGAAUAUUGGUGUUGAAGUAUAUGAUGGAUUUACCAAGUCUACCUUCAAUUUGAAAGCUGUACUAAUGUGGACAAUUAAUGAUCUUCCGGCUUAUGGGAACUUAUCAAGAUAUCCUACGAAAGGCGAAGUAGCAUGUCCAGUAUGUGGUUUAUCCACAUAUGCAAAAUGGUUGACUUAUAGUCGAAAGUUUUCAUACAUGGGUCAUAGAAGAUUUCUUGCAUAUAAUCAUCCUUAUCGGUUAAAAAAAGCUUGGUUUGACGGAAAUAAUGAGUAUAGGCCUAGUCCUAAAAUAUUAACCGGUCAAGAAGUGAUGUGUUCAAUCAAGAAUGUUAGCAAUAAUUGGGGAAAAAUAGGAAAAAAAAGAAAGAUGAAAAAAUCAUAUUCUAAUUGGCCAUGGAAAAAAAAAGUCAAUAUUCUUUGAGCUGCUAUAUUGGGAGGUUAGUCAGUUUAAACUAUUUUGAAUUAGUUAUUUCUUUGCUUAAACUUUUUUUUGAAUUUAUAUUGUUAUUUUUCAAACACUACUUUUGCGCCAUAAUUUGGAUGUAAUGCACAUUGAGAAGAACGUUUGCGAAAGCAUUCUUGGCACUAUUUUGCAUGUGAAGGGAAAAUCAAAAGAAGGGUUAAAUUCCCGUAAGGAUUUACUCAAUAUGGGUAUUAGAAAGGAGCUUCAUCCAGAAUUGAAAGGAAAUAUAUAUUACCUCUCCGCAGCAUCAUAUAUGCCAUCCAAAAAAGAGAGAGAGUUAUUUUGUAAGAGACUAUUUGAUUUAAGAUUACCUGAUGGUUAUAGUUCUAACAUUUCAAGGUGUGUAUCAUUAACCGAUAAUAGGAUUUUAAAUCUAAAGUCUCAUGAUUGUCAUGUGCUCAUACAGCAAUUGCUAUCAGUUGCAUUAAGAGGACUUUUACCUAGAGGACCAAGAAAUGCAAUCUUUCGACUAUGUGCAUUUUUCAACGAAAUAUGUCAAAGAGUCGUCGAUAAAAAUAAAUUAGAAAAACUUGAGGAGGAUGUUGCUGUGACUUUUUGUAUGCUAGAAUUGUAUUUUCCACCAUCUUUUUUUGACAUAAUGAUUCAUUUAACCAUCCACCUUGGGCGUGAGGUUCGAAUUGGUGGACCUGUACAAUAUCGUUGGAUGUAUCCAUUUGAGAGGUUUAUGAAAACACUUAAAGGAUAUGUUAGAAAUCGUUCAAGACCUGAGGGCUAUAUAGCAUAGCAUUAUUUAGUCUAUGAAUGUAUGCAUUUUUGUAGUGGUUACAUGAAACAAGCUGCUGAAGUAGGUGUUCGACAUACUCGAAAUGAAGAUUUUGAGAAUGAAACAAUUAUUGAGGGACGUCCAAUUCUGAAGGAAAGUCAAAGACUUUGAGUCCAGAAAUGUUAGAGGUCGCUCAUCGUUAUGUACUAUUUAACAGCAUUGCAGUUGAGUCAUACAUAAUGUAAUGAAGCUAGUUAAUUUAUUAGUUUAACAUUGAUUAAUAUUCUCUCAAACUUCUCUUAUUUUUAUUUAUUUAUUUUCGUUUAGGAUGCAUAAAGAGGAGAUUAAAAAUUUAGAUAGACGUAUUGCCAAGAAUGAAACCUUUUUACAAAUGAGACAUAUGGAGACUUUCACUUCUUGGUUUGCGGAGAAAGUCAAACAAGACAAUUAUAACAUGUCUAAUACAUUGAAAUGGCUUGCACGUCAACCUAGAUAUGAUGUGAUGUCACAUUCUGGUUAUGUUAUCAAUGGACAUCGAUUUCAUACAACUGAUGUUAGUAGAAGUGCACAAAAC